CCGGGCAGCUGGCUAGGGUUGUCCAAUGCCCUAAUGAAGAGCAGGUAGCAGCUGGAGAGAGUGUGGCCAAGUACCUUGGCCAAACAGCAACUGUUGGACUGCAAUACUCCGCGGCGGCACAAAGGCGUCAAAAGGGGGCGGAUGGAGUCGAACCCGGGAGGCUCUUUCUCACCGCCUUCUCUGAUGCAUCUUGGGCAUCAGAACCAGAGGAUAUGACAAGUGUGGGAGGCUUCAUCUGCUGUGUUGGUGGAGGGCCAACAGCUUGGGAGAGCAAGAAGCAGGUGGACCAAGCAUUGAGCUCAGUGGAGUCCGAGUACAUGGCACUCUUCCGUGCCAUAAGAGAGGUUGUGUGGCAGCGGCGUUUGCUAGCUGAAUUGGGGGAGGAGCAGCAAGGACCUACCCCACUCUACUGUGAUAGCCAAGUGGAGUUGCACUACGUGAAGACGACGGCGCAGCCAGCUGAUAUGAUGACCAAGAGGCUGGUUGAGCAGCAGCAUUGGGAGUCUGCAGCAGGAGGUGUGGAAGGCUUUGAGGAGCCAGCAACUGUGGGAAAGGUCACCCUUCACUCUCUGGACUUUUGGGUGAUCGAUAGCGGCGCCACCUACAGCAUGACACCUCUCUGCUUCACUGUCGUCUCGUGGCAUAUUUAAGAUGUCGCUGUAAACCUUUUCCAUCGGUGCGUAUGCAGGUGCACUUGGAUUGUGAUGCGACGGAAAGGGUUGGUGUGGAAGAUCGGCUUCAGGACACGUGAAGCAUCUGGCGCGAGGUCGUCGAAGCUCUUGUCCGCUCGUUGUGAGGAGAGCGUCCUUUUCUAAUA
Molecule: messenger RNA, 817 nt
Organism: Closterium sp. NIES-67
Lineage: Eukaryota; Viridiplantae; Streptophyta; Zygnematophyceae; Desmidiales; Closteriaceae
Source: the annotation of a GenBank genome assembly